Messenger RNA from Adineta ricciae, 2310 nucleotides. The record is from the annotation of a GenBank genome assembly. NCBI's taxonomy places the organism in Eukaryota, Metazoa, Rotifera, Eurotatoria, Adinetida, Adinetidae.
AUGAACUUACAAUCUAGUUCUGUUGAUACGCCUUCAUCAAGUGAUGAAGUUGAAAUACAAGAACAAGAGUCAACCAUGAAUGCAACAACUAUUUCUCAAUGUUUAUUGUCAAAUUCAAAAUUACGAAAAACUGCUCGUGAUCAAUUCUUUGACGAUCUUCAACGUGAAGAACAUAAGAAUAGAUGGUCUGCAAAAUGCUUGUUAUGCAAAUCGAAUAAAAGAGUUAUGGACAAGAUAGGAGUUACUUCAAACUUUACUCGACAUGUUCGACAAUAUCAUCAAGAAGAAUAUGAAGAAUGGGCACAUCAGUCUGAAAGAACACGUUCAGUCUCACAAGGUAACAAAAUUACCAACUAUUGUUCAAGAAAAACUGGUUCACCUGAUCGUGCAUCAUAUGGCCCAAAUCAUUCUCGACAAGUUGAAUUAUCUAUGGCUAUUGUGAAUGAUUUAAUUAUUAGUUUAGGUUUACCACUAUCAAUUGUGGAAAGAACAACGUUCAUUAAUUUUAUGAAAAAAGUGGAUCCAAAAUUUACCAUAGAAAGUCGACGAACUAUAACUCGAAAAACAAUUCCAAGUUUAUACGACAAAAUGAACGAUCAUUUAAUGAAGUUCUGCUCAACAGCUACUUUCUUAUCUUUGGCAUUGGACGUAUGGACUGAUAGAAGAAUGAGAUCGUUCUUUGCUAUAACAGGUAUGAAUAUUUUUGAAAAGCUUGCCCCAACACUAGAUUUUCGUUUUAUAGCUCAUACAAUCAUCAACAGUAGCUUUAAAACGUACGUGCUAUGUUUUGUGCCGUUAUGGGGCAGUCAUUCUGGUUCAUUACUAUUAGAAAAAUAUGAAGAAAUUAUCAAUAAAUUUGGAAUCAAGAAUAAAGUUGUUCGUUUAGUAACAGACAAUGCAGCGAAUAAUAUCAAAGCAUUUGAAAAUAUUAUUAUUCCCGGUUUUGAAAAAUACUUCGUUGAAGAUAAUGAUGAUUAUGAAGAAGAAGAUGGAAAUGAUAGUGAUGCAGGUAAUGAUGGUACAGUAAGUGAUGAAUAUGAUUAUCCAUGUGAUAAAUUAUUAACAACACACAUGUCAACGACUGCUGACUUUACAUCUGAAGAUCUUAUUCAAGAAUCAAUUAAUCGAUUAAUGGAAUACAGCGAAGUAUUUAGAAUUCCUUGUUUUGCACACACGAUCCAGCUGGUCGUGAGGGAUGGCUUGAAGGAAGCGAACGCGAUUGUGGGUGCAUUGGAGAAAGUUUCUGCUAUUGCUAAACUUGCUCACACAUCUACAAAAUUUGGUGAAAAAUUGGAGUUGAUGAAAAAGUCAAUUCCUCGUGCUGUUAUUACACGAUGGAACUCCCAGUUCAUGACUGUUGAUCGAGUUCUUAAUAUACCAUCUAUUGAAUUAAAUGAUGUAUUAAUUCAAUUGAAAUAUAAACAUCUAUGCUUGAAUACACGUGAUUUAACAAUGUUACGAGAAUUUGUUGAUUUAUUAUCGUUAUUUGCUCAAGUGACAACUGAAACCCAAAGUCAAAAUUGUCCAUCAAUAUCAUUUGUUGCACCAAGUGUCUUAGCUAUUUAUUUCGAUUUAAUCAAUGAGAAAAACAGUUUACAAUAUACCACACCAUUAUGCGAUGCUUUAUUGAGUUCAUUAAUGUCACGGCUUGGUGGUUUACUCGAAGAAAUGGAAAUUAAUCCUGCUGAUCUAAACAUUAAUUUUCGAAAAAAUGACAAGUUCUACAAUGUUUAUAAAGAUCCAGUUUUCCUUUUCUCACCAUUUCUCGAUGGAAAGUUUAAAAUUCGUUGGAUCACUCAAUCUUUACUUGGUGAUUCAACAAAAGAACGAUUAUGCGAGAAAAUUAAGAAGCUGAUAUUUGAUCAUUGCUUACUUAUGGUUCACAAUACCGAAUCUCUUGUUACAAAUGAUACACAGCCAAAAGAUAAACAACAAGAGGUUGUGGAUACCUCGUCAUCAAGUCCGGCUGUGAAGAAAAGAAAGAAUUUAUUUGAAAAUAUUGAACAUGAUCUUAAAAAUGCCAAAAAGCCAAAGCCGGUGGAUUCGUAUAAUUAUAUUGAACAAGAAAUAUCAAGAUACAUCGAUGAUCACAAUAAUGAUAGUAUGAUUUUGAUAAAUCCUACAACAUCAAUUUUCUAUAAAACUUUGGCCAAAUUAGCCAACAAAUAUUUAUGUAUACCUGCAACUUCAGCUGCAGUAGAACGAACUUUUUCUCAAAGUGGAUUUUUAUUGCGUCCUCAUCGUGCACGAAUGUCACGCAAGACUCUCGAACAGCUCACUUUGUUGAAAUGUAAUUUUGACAUGUUAUGA